UCUAACGUUUACUUUGCUUUAUAUAGACUUGUGACUGAUUGAAUUAAUUCAAAUAAAAACAAAUCAAUUUCGUAGAAUAGAAUUUCAACAUGGUUAGAAAGAAUUCCUUUCUACGCCCAUGCUUGAUGUAAAGUUCGGCAAUUUGUCGCCAGAAGCCGCCACGCACAGUACCAGAAGAAAAUCAGUCGAAAUCUAAAUAAUCGGGGUUGGGCGUGUUACUUUUGCAAAUCCGUGAAUUGUUAUGUGUUUUUGUUAGAUAUGUAACUAAAGUAAUUGUAGUCAAAGAUCAGUACUUCCGAUAAAAAUAUGGCCCUGUCACUCAAAAUCAAUAUUAUUGACGAAAAUGUUACAAAAACCAUCGUUUUUGACCCUAUUACAACGGUACACGAUGCCUGUCGAAUCAUCAGAGACAAGUGUACAGAUGGAGAUGGUCAACCUAAAGACUAUGGUCUGUUCCUUACUGAUGAAGAUAACAAGACAGGGGUGUGGCUAGAACCAGCCAGAAAUUUAGAAUAUUAUAUUUUGAGAAAUGGAGAUACAAUCGAAUACAGAAAAAAAUUAAGAACUUUGAGGGUUAAAAUGUUGGAUGGCGCCGUAAAAACUAUGAUGGUAGACGACUCCCAAAUAAUAGCGAACCUAAUGGUUGUCAUUUGCACGAAAUUAGGCAUAACGAAUCAUGACGAAUAUUCAAUUGUACUCGAAGACAUUGAAAAUCAAGAAAACAUAGACAAUCGCAACAACUAUGGAACUUUGACAUUAAAACGAAAGAAAGAAGAACGCGAACGUGACGCGAAAAUGGAACAAUUACGUAAAAAACUCCAUACAGACGACGAAGUCAAUUGGCUAGAUCCUUCGAAAACGUUAAGAGAACAGGGAAUUGAUGAAUCCCAAACUGUUUUGUUGAGACGAAAAUUCUUCUAUUCGGAUCAAAAUAUCGAUUCUAGAGAUCCAGUACAAUUGAAUUUAUUGUACGUACAAGCCAGAGAUGGUAUUUUACAAGGAACGCAUCCUAUUACACAAGAAAAAGCAUGCGAAUUUGCGGGGCUUCAGUGUCAAAUACAAUUUGGAGACCAUGUUGAUACAAAACAUAAAACAGGCUUUUUAGAUCUUAAAGAAUUUCUACCACAAUCGUAUACGAAAAUCAAGGGUAUUGAAAAGAAAAUUUUCUCGGAGCACAAAAAGCACCAAGGUCUUAGCGAACUCGAUGCUAAAGUAAAAUACACCAAAAACGCCAGGUCCCUCAGAACUUACGGUGUAACAUUCUUCCUUGUCAAAGAAAAAAUGAAAGGCAGAAACAAGCUCGUACCACGUUUACUGGGCGUAACAAAGGACUCUGUUCUCAGACUAAAUGAACAGACUAAGGAAAUUUUACAAACCUGGCCCUUAACUCAAGUAAGAAGGUGGGGUGCUAGUCCUAAUACUUUCACGUUAGAUUUUGGUGACUAUUCUGAUCAAUAUUAUUCCGUACAAACCACUGAAGCUGAACAAAUUCAACAAAUCAUUGCUGGAUACAUUGAUAUUAUUUUGAAAAAGCAACAAGCUAAGGAUCAUUUUGGAAUUGAAGGUGAUGAAGGAUCGACUAUGUUUGAAGAAAAUGUUGCCAAACAAAAGGCUACUAUUUUGCAACAUGAAUCGAGCAAAAUUGGUAAAACUACUAUUGAAUCGUUGGCUAAACCUGGUGUAAUGAGAGUUGCCGAUGGGGAAAAACCAUUUACAAUGGGCAUGAUGAGUGGGCCAUUGCAAACCACAGUGAGUGGAUCCGUAAAUGUUGGUCAUGCCCCACCAACGACAACAACUUUACAACAAACAAAAAUAACAACGGUUUUAUCAGAACCACAACGAGCCCUCAUUUCUACAAUAUCUGCUACGCAAACGAGAAUCAAAGAAUCAGAAAUCGAACUUGAAGGAAAAGCCCAUAUUCCUGAAUUGGGUACUGAUCCAUCCGCCAAAAAAUGGAAGCAAGUCACUUUAGAUACAAGAAAACAAAAUGUAGGAUCACAAAUCGCUGCCAUGAGUGCUGCCACGGCUCAAGUGGUAACGCUUACCUCUGGUCCUCAGGAUGAGGUUGAUCACACCGCUGUCGGAGCAGCAAUUACUACAAUUGGAAGUAAUUUACCAGAAAUGACUAAAGAUGUUAAAAUGAUAGCUGCUCUUAUGGACGAUGGAAACAUGGGCGAAAAACUAUUAGAUGCUACUAGAAAACUUUGCAAUGCGUUUAGUGAUCUACUUAAAGCUGCCGAACCGGAAUCCAAAGAGCCACGACAGAAUCUACUCAAUGCUGCAUCUAGAGUGGGAGAAGCAAGUACUCAAGUCCUUGCUACAAUUGGUGAAGACACUGCCGAAAAUAAAGAACUGCAAGAUAUGCUUUUGUCUCUGGCUAAAGCUGUAGCCAAUACUACAGCAGCUCUUGUAAUCAAAGCUAAAAAUAUUGCUUCUUCUUGCGAUGAUCAGCAGACUCAAAACAGGGUUAUUGGUGCUGCUACACAAUGUGCUUUGGCAACUUCUCAAUUAGUAGCAUGUGCCAAAGUUGUGGCUCCCACUAUUUAUUCACCGGCUUGUCAAGAACAAUUAACAACUGCUGUUAGAGAGGUAGCGAAGGCAGUAGAAAACCUAGUGGCUAUAUGCAAUGAAGCUUCUCCAAAUGAGGAAUUAAAUACACAACUCAAGGCUGCAGCUGCAGAAGUAACACGCACCUUAAAUGACCUACUCAAUCACGUAAAAGUUGCAUCUCGAGAACGUGCUAGAGAAACUGUACAGGAACACAGCGUUGAAGAAAUUUACACUGCCACUGAUAAAUUAUCAGCAGCCUCUGGAGAUCCUAAUGAAAUGGUACGUCAAGCAAGACGACUGGGUCAAGCUACUGCUCAACUCAUCCAAAGCAUUAAAGGUGAAGCCGAGAAACUUCCAGACUCAGAUAUCCAACGUCGCUUAUUAUCCGCCGCGAAAACACUCGCCGAUGCAACAGCAAGAAUGGUAGAAGCGGCACGUCAAUGCGCCAGCCAUCCUCAUGAAGUAGUUUACCAGGAUCAACUGAGAAAAACAGCUGAAGUUCUCAGAGACGUUACUGUAGUAGCUGCAACUACCCCAGCACUUCGAGCAAAAUUGGUUGAUAGGGUACAAAUAUGUGCCAGGAAAGCAGUUUCAUCAGCCACUCAGUGUAUCCCGGCCGCCCAGAAUAGUCAUCCUUAUAAUACAAACGCAGUAACAAGAGAAACUCUAAGCCAAGACACUAUGGAAUUGGCAGAAACUAUUCCUUUAUUGAUUGAAUCUAUCAAAGCUAAUGCUCAAAGUCCAGAAGAAACUACUAGUCAGGUGGAGUUAAUGUACAUUGCUGAAGUGUUUUUACAUCCUGCACAACAAUUUAUUCAGUCUUCGCAAUCUGCUUUACCCACUUUGACUGAGCAUACAGUUCGUGAACAAUUGUCAAGCACAACUCAGAAAUUCAAUUCUGAAUUGAGUGAACUUCAUAGUGCCAUCAGCAGAGCCAAGCCGGCUUGUCAAGGGUUAGGAAUAGAUGCGGCACAACAAUUAAUAGCUGAUUUACAAGAGGAAUUGAAUGAAUUUGAAAGAGCUGUUGAAGCUCAUAAAUUAAAACCAUUACCUCAUGAUACUCUUGAAAGAGGCUCUCAACAACUAACUGCCACUAGUAAACUUGUCAACCAAGGUGUUGCUCAAUUAUUAAGUGCUGCUGCACAGGGUAAUGAAAUGUAUACCGCACAAGCUGCUAGAGAUACAGCUCACAGUCUUAAGAAUCUUACAAAUGCUGUUCGUUGUGUUGCUGCCACUUCUGAUAACAUUGACGUACAAAGGAGAAUCAUACAUUCGGGUCAAGAUGUUCUUGCUCUCUCUUCAAAACUCGUCACUGAAGCUAACAGAAGCUUGUCAACUGUAGGCGUGACACCUGGAUUACAGAAAGCCGCCAAAGAUGUUUCUCAAGCUUUGAAUUCAACAGUGGGUUGUUUACCUGGCCAAAAGGAUGUCGAUAAUUCAAUAACCAGCAUUAUAGAAUGGUCUUCUUCAAUAAAUACAACCAGUUUCCCACCAACAAACAAGAGCUAUGGAGAGCUUCAACAAGAAUUAAAUACUGCUGCUGCUAACUUAAAUGAAGCCAGUUCGAGUGUAUUGCAAUCAGUACACAGUCCUGUUCAGUUAGCCUCAACUUCUAAAGAUUUUGCAUCCGCUUAUCGUGAUCUGUUAAAUGUUACUGUGGAAAUGGCUGGACAAACAGUUGAUGCAUCAGUAAGAGGCGAGAUGGUUCAUUCGCUAAAGACUGUAUCUAUGACUUCAAGCACUUUGCUUACAACAGCAAAAGCACUUUCCGCCGAUCCAAAUCUUCCAAACGGUAAAAACCAACUAGCUGCUGCAGCUCGUGCUGUAACAGACAGUAUUAACCACUUAGUUAAUGUCUGCACUUCUGCUGCUCCUGGUCAAAAUGAAUGUGACAAUGCUAUAAGACAAAUUAAAGCAAUGCGCUACUUGCUCGACAAUCCCACAGAACCAAUUAACGAUUCUUCAUAUUAUGAGACACUUGAUACAGUCAUAGAGAAAAGUAAAAUUUUGGGAGAAGGUUUAUCGGGUAUUACAGCAAGUGCAAAAGCUUCGGAACAUGAGAGGUUUACCGAGCAUGUCAAAAGUUUCAGCAAUGCUAUCUGUUCAAUGAUUGAAACAUCUGCUCAAGCUGCAUAUUUGAUUGGAGUCUCAGAUCCUUCAAGUAUAGCAGGAAGGCCGGGUUUAGUAGACCAGGCUCAAUUCGCUAGGGCUUCUCAGGCCAUCCAACAAGGAUGCGCAGCCCUAUCUUCACCGACAAGCCCUCAGAAACAAGUUUUGGAAGCAGCAACACUUAUUGCCAAACAUACCAGUGCAUUAUGUAAUUCUUGCAGAAUAGCUAGUUCAAAAACUACAAACCCAGUAGCCAAAAGACAGUUCGUACAAAGUGCUAAAGCUGUAGCAAAUAGUACUGCUGCUCUAGUCAAAGAAAUUAAAGCUUUAGAUGCUAAUUAUUCGGAGGAAAACAGGAUUAGUUGUUCAGAAGCUACUAGACCACUUUUAGAGGCUGUCGAGAAUCUUUGUAUCUAUGCCAGUUCCAGUGAAUUUGCUACUUUACCUGCAAAAAUACCACCCCAAGCUCGUCAUGCACAACAACCAAUCGUUGAAGCUGGUCGUAAACUUAUUGACAGCUCGUCUUCUGUCAUUAGUGCUACAAAGAAUCUGAUUAUAAUGCCCAAAGAUCCUUCGACAUGGCAGCAGUUUGCUGGCAGUUCCAAAAACGUUUCAGAUUCGAUAAAACAACUUGUAGUUAGUAUAAGAAAUGAAGCUCCUGGAAAGAAUGAAUGUGAAACUGGCGCACAAAUUUUGACAAACCAUCUCAAAACUUUGGAUGCCGCUUAUAUGGAUGCCGUUUCACAGUCUUUAGUACCCAGAAGAUCUGCUACUCUGCCAGCAUAUAGUCAACAAGUAGAAAGAUCAGCUGCGGGACUAUUUGAUGUGAUGGAACCCUUAAGGCAUGCUGCCAAAUACGAAGCUGAGAGUAUAGGACAUGCUGUAAACCAGUUAAUACAAUACUUUGAACCAUUGGUGGAAAGUACUGUCGGAGCUGCAUCUAAUUUGACAAACUCAAAACAACAAGAACAAAUCUUGGAUCAAGCUAAGUCAGUAACCGAGUCUGCUUUACAGUUUAUUUAUACAACCAAAGAUUGUGGUGGCAACCCCAAGGCUGUAAAUGUACAUCCAGAUAUAGACGAAUGUGCAAAUUCUAUGAGAGAUAAUCUCCAAGAUCUCAUAACUAGUCUUGAAGCGAUAUCAGCACAAAGUGGAAUUGUUUCUGGAGUAGUUGAUAACCUUACCAGAGCUAUGACUCGUUUGUCUGACAAUCGCGCUUCACUAAUAAUUUCAGAUGGCGAUAUAGGAUUUGUAGAUUAUCAAACUCGAAUGGUAGACUGUGCUAAAAGCAUAGCUAAAAUUGCUGGUGAAAUCGCCUCCAAGGCUGCCACUGAUACUCAAAAGGUAGCACAACUGUCUGCAGAUCUGUCGCAUAGGUACAGCCAGUUGGCUAGUGAUAGUAUUGGGGCUGCAGCAGCUGCUACCAAUUCCGAGGUUGCACUCAGGCUGAAGGAAGUGGUACAACAACUAGGAGGUGCCUGUGUUGAAUUAGUUCAAGCCGGAGGUCAAUGUUUGGUGCGAAAAGAUGACAUAAUCCUUCGUGAAGUUGGAGAAUGCUCAAGAAAUGUAACAGAAAAAGUGUCCCGAGUUCUUGCCACCCUCCAAAACGAGUCGAGGGGUACACAGGCAUGUAUUAAUGCUGCCUCUACUGUAUCUGGAAUUAUUGGAGAUCUAGAAACGACAAUUAUGUUUGCCACUGCCGGUAAUCUUAAUCCCGAAAAUGAACACGAAUCAUUUGCAAACCAUAGAGAGAAUAUUUUGAAGACUGCUAAGGCAUUAGUUGAAGAUACAAAAACGUUAGUGGCUGGCGCUGCUUCUUCUCAAGAACAAUUGGCGGUUGCAGCGCAAAAUUCAGUCGCAACCAUUGUGCAACUUGCUGAAGUGGUAAAAUUCGGAGCUGCCAGCUUGGGCGCUGACAAUCCAGACUCCCAAGUCAUGUUAAUAAAUGCAGUGAGAGAUGUGGCUAGUGCUUUAGGAGAUCUUAUUCAAGCAACAAAAGCUGCAAGUGGAAAACCAAUCAAUGAUCCAGCUAUGGCUCACUUAAAAGACAGUGCUAAGGUGACGGAUUCUGAAACGGAGUGGUGGAUUUCUGACCAAGAAGAAGAAUUGUUGAAACUAUUGAGCGACAGCAAGGAAAACGUUAACUCCGAUUUACAAUCUGAUAUCGUUCAGUGUCUAGUUACAGCUUCUUCUUAAGUUGCUCUUUUGUAGCUUUUAUUUCUUGAGAAUCUCUAGUCUUUGUGUGAUGCUUCAAAGCAUUUUUGAAAUGAUAAAUUAAUCGGAAUACUUUUGUCACCACAUUUUUUUGAAUUUAGUGUUUUUUAAGUAAAGCCAUUUUUGUGACAUAAUUUUUUAUCAAUUUCACAUUGCCUAAAAAUCUAAAAAUUAAAUAUAAAAAUAUUCGCCAGGCCUUAACUGCAGCAUAAUGGCACAUACAUCACUUUAUUUGGGAUCGUUAUCACUCACUGAAUUAUUAUUUUUCCAACCAUAACAUAUGAAAUGACCAUUUAAAAACUUACAAUGAUUAUUCGAGGGUUGUCUUUUUAAUUUUGCAUAUUAUAGAGCUGGAAUAAAACAGUAAAUAGAUUUUGCUGACUUUAUUGUUUUUCGAAAUAUUCCCUUCGAAGGUUAAUGUACUUUUGCAUUUGCUUGAACCAACUCUGGAAGCUUUGUUGGUACAAUCAAAAUUGCGUUAGUAAAGGCAUUGACUGCUUCUUAUGGCGACUGGAACCUGUGACCACACAGUGCAUUCUUGAUUUUCAGAAAGACAAGACUAAGUCUGGACUUUUUUUCUUGCUCUAAAAAUUUGAAUUGUCUUGUGAGCUGUAUGGGAACUUACAUUGUCUUGGUGGAGGAUGAUUUGUCAUUUGGGGGUUGGUUUUUCGAAGAUCAACCAUUUUUUUCAGCAAACGCCAGUAAACAAUUAUUCUUUGGUCUAGAGCAGGGGUGCACAACAUACGGCCCGCGGGACGAAUGCGGCCCGUCAGUGUAGUUUUGGCUGCCCGUUGGCUUUUGACCAGUUUGGCCCGCCUACGUCAAAUCAUACAUUUUUCAGUAACAAACUUGCAAUUAGACUGACGACCUUUUUUUGUAGAAAACUCGAUCAGUAGGAUGGGUUAUACAUUAUAAGAUGACGACCUUUUUUUUAGAAGCUCAACCAGCAGCAGUAGGCUUAUAAAUGACAGGUGUUGACCUUUUUUCUUUUAGAAAUUUGAACCGACUCUUGUAGGCUCAGGCCUCUCUUGGCGGCCCUCGUACAGUUACAGUUCUUCAAAUCUGGCCCUUUGAAAAUCUGAGUUGUGCAGGCAUAUUCUGUAGUUGUAUUCAACCUUUUUUUCUAUCGGGUCACAUAAAUCUGUUUGUUAUGCUACACGGGCCUCAAUAUUUUUGGGUGAUUAGUAGAGACCUUUUUGAAAUAUAAAUACAAAUUGGGUGACGAAAGGAAUAGUGAUCCAUUUGAAAUAUUUUCUAAAAAAAAGUCUUCAUAUUGUUUUAGUUAACAUACUUUCGAAUACAUAGUUUCAAAAAAAAAAAAAAAAAACAAAAAAGGUCCUCAUGUUGUUUUAAUAAGCUUUGAAAAGUCGCGAGAACAAUUUGUUUUAAAAAAAGACUUCAUGUCAACCAUUUCAAUUCCUAAUAAUAGUGUUUGUAGCUGCACAAAAAAGCUUGGAGGGCCGCACAAAACAGCUUGGAGGGCCGCAGGUUGAGUAUGGCUGGUCUAGAGGGUUUAUUGCUAUAUGACCUGCUUUUUGGUCUCACUUCAAGAAUAGAUGACUGUUAUGUUCACCUUGGAACUAUUAUUAUCUAUUAUCGACCUUGGCUUUUUUUGUGUUCUUCAGUCAACAGAAAACUUUUUUUACACACAAUUCCUCAUGGAAUUUUUUUAAAUUGAGGUCUUUGAAAUUCCCAAUGGUGCCUCAAUAUGUCGAUACGUCACAUGCUGAUCUUCCUUGAUGAGCUUGCCUACAGGAUCGACGUUUUCCUGGGGGACUGUCGUUUUUGGUGUACCUGUCCUUGGAUCGUCGUUAAGACUCAUCCAGUAUGUUUGAAUUCUCUAAAUCAACGAAAAUUGCCGAAAACAACCAAACUCGGCAAGGCAUUUUUGUUGCGAUAAUUUUCUUCGAAAGUUUGUGCAAAAAUUUUCUCAAUUAAUUCCAUAGUUCGAAUAACUUUGAUAAUUCGACAACACUCGACUUAUCGCCCUGAAACUUUGGAUUUAGAUUAACUAAAUAUAGAGGUUUAUUUCUAAUAGUGACAUUGCAUUAGAAAUAUUUAAUUUAGAUAAACAUGCUAUCUACUUUUUAUAUAGAUUUAUAAAUAUGUACUAUUUAACAACCAUGUACCACUUAUAUCUGCAUGACAAGUAGGGGGUUGCUAUUUUAAUUUUUUUGAGGUAGAUGGUGCAUAAGGGGUUGAUGGGAAUGCGUUCUGUAUUUUGUCAUUUAACUUUGUAUCUUAGAAAUGAAUUUAAUCAUUUUCUGAUAUAAUCUUUAAUUUCAUUGUAUUUUUUAAAACGUCACCUUGUAUACAUUUAAAUUAGUACGUUCAUACGAUUCGGUCAUCUGCGGGUCGGUAAAAUGUGUGGAACAUUUGAAAAAACAAACAAUUCGGUGACAUCUAAACCAGUGCUUUAAAUUUUUACUUCUGAUUGGAACAUCAGAGGGUUCGGUAACAUUUCUGGUUAGA
Messenger RNA from Psylliodes chrysocephalus, 9345 nucleotides. The record is from the annotation of a GenBank genome assembly. NCBI's taxonomy places the organism in Eukaryota, Metazoa, Arthropoda, Insecta, Coleoptera, Chrysomelidae.